This is a messenger RNA of Formica exsecta, 518 nucleotides long. RefSeq names its product protein PET100 homolog, mitochondrial. Gene Ontology annotation, cellular component: mitochondrion; mitochondrial inner membrane. Gene Ontology annotation, biological process: mitochondrial respiratory chain complex IV assembly. The transcript is spliced from 2 exons. Bases 154 to 393 code for a protein of 79 amino acids. NCBI's taxonomy places the organism in Eukaryota, Metazoa, Arthropoda, Insecta, Hymenoptera, Formicidae. The record is from RefSeq and is a predicted model, not a curated record.
UAUUGUUUAUAUAGUUUACGGUAACAAAUCAUAACAAAGUCUUCGUAUAUACACAAGCCGGAGAAAAUAUCAGAAAUUGAAGUAUCUCUGUUAAGUGUUUCUCUUAAUGUUGCAAUUUUCUUUCUUUGACGUCUGUUUCAAGAUACUUGAAAGAUGGGUUGGAUAUUAGAGGUAGCCAAGAUGUGUCUGUAUAUAUCGUUCCCUGUGGGAAUAUUUCAUUAUGUCAAUCAGCCAGCUUAUUUUGAUAAACAUGUGAUAAAGGCUAAAGAAAAACACUACCCACCGGAGAGUAGAAAAGCAAGUGAGGAAAUGGAAAACUUUAUUCGCGAUUUCAAUGCUAACAUUGAAAAGGAACGUUUGGAAGCUAUGGAAAGACAAUAUGCAAGCAGAUGAGGAGAUAAUAUUAUUAUAAUGUUUUUAAUUAUAUAAUAUCAUAUAUAUAUAUAUUGUAUAGAAGGGAAUACCUUAGUGAAGUUAAUAAUAUGACAUAAAAAUAUUAAUAAACUAUUUAUAAUCCU